Messenger RNA from Thlaspi arvense, 2313 nucleotides. The record is from the annotation of a GenBank genome assembly. Lineage: Eukaryota; Viridiplantae; Streptophyta; Magnoliopsida; Brassicales; Brassicaceae.
AUGAAUGAUCAACAUCCAGAAAUCUGCAACGACGGUGUUUUUCCAUGUGAAUCGAAGGAGUAUUCUGCCGACAAUCGCGAUUCCGACGCUGUGGAAGAAAUAGUGGAAGAAAGUGAGGAUACUGUGACAAGUGGAAGCCAAGAAGUUUCUCCCAUCAGUGGACCAACACUUCCAAUUUUGCAGAAGAUUAUUGAUUUGAGUAACAAAAUCAAGGUCUUGAAGGAUGAACAUGCGUUGGUAUCAAACCAAGUAAAAGAAAUCAAGAACUGUUCCUUCGUAGAACCGGAAAUGUCAAAGGCUCUCCAGCUCCUAACUACUGAGCUUGGAAACCUGAAAAAGCAGUACUUGGAAGAGUCAUCAGAGAGGAAGCGGUUGUAUAAUGAAGUUAUCGAACUCAAGGGAAAUAUCAGGGUCUUUUGCAGAUGCAGGCCUCUGAACCAGGCUGACAUAGCAAAUGGCUGCGCUUCUGUACUUGAGUUUGAUCCAUCUCAUGAAAACGAGCUCCAGAUACUUUCAAUCGAUUCCUCCAAGAAGCAUUUUAAGUUUGAUCAUGUAUUUAAGCCUGACGAUGGCCAAGAGACUGUUUUUGCGCAGACGAAACCUAUAGUUACUUCUGUGCUGGAUGGUUACAACGUCUGCAUAUUUGCCUAUGGCCAAACUGGAACUGGAAAGACAUUUACCAUGGAGGGAACACCAGAGAACAGAGGAGUCAACUACAGGACACUAGAAGAAUUGUUUCGCUCUUCAGAAAGCAGAAGUCGUCUCAUGAAGUUUGAGCUAUCUGUUAGCAUGUUGGAGGUUUACAAUGAGAAGAUAAGAGACCUCCUGGUUGAUAACUCAACCCAUCCUCCUAAAAAGUUGGAAGUUAAGCAAUCAGCAGAAGGAACACAAGAAGUCCCUGGAUUAGUCGAAGCUCAAAUGAAGUGUGGGAUCUUCUCAAGAGAGGAUAUGGUGUUAGAUCUGUGGGAUCAACAGCUGCAAACGAGCAAAGCAGCCGCUCUCAUUGUGAAGGGAGAGAACUUGAUCAAUGGCCAGAGAACCAGAAGCCAUCUUUGGCUGGUGGACUUGGCUGGUAGUGAGCGAGUAGGAAAGGUAGAAGUAGAAGGAGAAAGGCUGAAAGAAUCUCAAUUUAUCAAUAAGUCGCUUUCGGCACUCGGUGAUGUUAUCUCUGCCCUUGCAUCCAAAACAAGCCACAUUCCUUACAGGUGGAGAUUGCAAGACAUUGAUAUUAGCCCGAGUUCCACUGAUCAAGGAGAGACGCUUUGUUCCUUAAACUUUGCAAGCAGAGUCCGCGGAAUUGAAAGUGGACCUGCCCGAAAACAGGCGGAUGUGUCUGAACUGCUCAAGUUAAAACAAAUGGCUGAGAAGCUGAAACAGGAGGAAAAGGAAACGAAGAAGCUGCAGGACACUGUGCAGUCACUACAGCUACGCCUCACUGCUAGAGAACACUUAUUCAAAGGACUUCAAGAUAAGGUACGUGACCUGGAAUUUCAACUAGCAGAAGAAAGGAAAACCAGAAUGAAGCAGGAGUCACGAGCUCUAGCGACUGCAUCGUCAUCGUCAACAUCUAGACAGCUGAGAGAGACACUACCGGUAAUCACAGAGAACAAGCCACCUUUGGCUCCCACAAGAUCAAUGCGAAUGCCACUCCGAAGAAUCACAAACUUCAUGCCCCAACAACCAUCUCAGGCUCCUUCCAAGAGAUUCUCAGACGCAACAUGCAAAGAGAAUAAUAACAAUAACAGAAGAUCAUCAUCCAUGGACGUGAAUACACUAAUGAAGCCAAGAAGAAGCUCGGUCGCUUUCAGACCAGCUCCUCCUCCAUCAUCCAUGGACGUGAAUACACUAAUGAAACCAAGAAGAAGCUCCAUCGCAUUCAGACCAGCUCCUCCUCCAUUAGCCAUUGCAUCAGGUAAUAAGAAAACCCUGCAGCCGAGAAGGAGAGUCUCUAUUGCAACGUUGAGACCAGAACCAUCAGCAUCAUCCUCUUACAUGAACAUGACCACUCCAUCACGCCCUUCUUUUUCUUCCUUCCGUGGUGGUAACCCGAGAAAGGCGAGAUACUCAAAGCUCUUCUCUCCAGACCGCAAUCUGGUGACUCCAAAUGCAACGAAAAGCAGCAGAUUCAUGAAGAGCCCUCUUGGAGGCAGCUCGUGGAAGCCGAGCCAUCCCACGGUGGUUGCAUUGCAGAAGAAGACUGUGGUGUGGAGUCCGCUUAAGUUCAAGAACAGAAGGCCAUCCUUCGUAGCGAUGAGAGGUUCUUCUUCUUCUUCUUCUUCUUCUGCCACCGAAUUGCUCCCGAGGGAACAAUAG